CCCAUUUCACAUACACGUACGUAUACACCAUAAACCAUACCCAUGGCUCACCAAGUAAUUGCCGCCAACGGCGGUGCCGACCUCCCCGCAAAGCUCACCGGACAAGUGCUUGUCUGCUCCAUCAUCGCCGCCUUCGGCGGCCUCAUGUUUGGUUACGACAUUGGCAUAUCAGGAGGAGUGACAUCAAUGGAUGAGUUCUUGAAGAAGUUUUUUCCGGAUGUUUAUGUUAAAAAACACCAUGUUAAAGAAGAUAACUACUGCAAAUUCGAUGAUCAGAUACUUCAGCUCUUCACAUCUUCUCUUUACCUCGCCGCGGUUGCUUCUAGUUUUGGGGCAUCAAAAUGUUGCAAUAAUUAUGGCCGGAAAAUCACCAUACAACUGGCGUCGUUUUUCUUUUUGGUAGGUGUGGUUCUCAAUGCGGCAGCAUUGAACAUCGCGAUGCUCAUCACUGGAAGGCUUAUGCUUGGUGCUGGUAUCGGUUUCGGUAACCAGGCUGUGCCACUAUUCAUAUCCGAGAUCGCUCCAAACAAGUAUAGAGGGGGUCUAAAUGUUUGCUUCCAGUUGUUAGUCACGGUUGGGAUCCUUGCGGCCAACAUAGUUAACUACUUCACCGCGAGCCACCCAUAUGGCUGGAGGAUUUCCUUAGGCGGUGCAUCCGUCCCAGCUCUUUUCCUCGCAUUCGGGUCCCUACUAAUUGUGGAGACUCCCACAAGCCUAAUAGAGCGAGGACAUCCAGAACGCGGAUUAGCAACUCUACGAAAGAUCCGAGGGGUUGAAGAUGUGCAAAAAGAAUUUGAUGAAAUAGUUAACACCACCGAGUUAGCUAAACAAAUCAAGCACCCAUUCAAGAACCUAAUGAAGCGAUCGAGCUGGCCUCAGCUCAUCACCUCGGGUGUCCUUCAAAUUUUCCAGCAGUUUACCGGCAUCAAUGUGAUCAUGUUUUAUGCACCCGUUUUGUUUCAGACAAUGGGGUUUCAUAGUGACGCGUCUCUACUAUCGGCUGUUGUGACGGGUACCAUUAACACCAUGGCUACAUUGGUUGCGGUUUUUUGUGUUGAUAAACUUGGAAGGAGGUUUUUGCUUAUUGAAGCUGCCAUCCAAAUGUUCAUUGCUCAGGUUGUAACAGGAGGAAUACUUGCUGCAUUUUUGAAAUCUACGAACACGUUACCUAAGCAAUACGCGUAUCUAGUGCUACUCUUGAUAUGCGUUUUCGUAUCAGGUUUCGCAUGGUCUUGGGGUCCAUUAGGGUGGCUAAUUCCUAGUGAAAUAUUCCCACUUGAGACUCGAACCGCGGGUUUCUUCUGUGCAGUGAGCAUGAAUAUGAUAUUCACCUUCAUCAUAGCUCAAGCUUUUCUCACAAUGCUUUGCCAUAUGCGCGCAAUGAUCUUCUUCUUCUUUUCCGGGUGGAUUGUGAUCAUGGGGCUAUACGCCUACGCACUUCUACCCGAGACCAAAGGCGUCUCCAUCGAUGAAAUGAACGAGAAGGUGUGGAAGAAGCAUUGGCUUUGGAAGAGAUGUUUUAAAAACGAAAGCGAACAAUCCCGGGAGGACAAGCCUUGAUGCAUGUUCUUAUUGUUAUUUUAAAUUUAUUUCAUAUCUACCGAAACUUGUUUACUGAGACGUCAAUUUUUGGGGGGAAUGAUUUAAUUUUACUUAGGUUUGUGGAUCAUUUCAUUAGUUACAUUGGUUUUGUUUUUUUAUUAUU
Messenger RNA from Helianthus annuus (common sunflower), 1705 nucleotides. Its product is annotated as sugar transport protein 8. The record is from RefSeq and is a predicted model, not a curated record. Gene Ontology annotation, cellular component: membrane. The transcript has 4 exons. Lineage: Eukaryota; Viridiplantae; Streptophyta; Magnoliopsida; Asterales; Asteraceae. Gene Ontology annotation, molecular function: monosaccharide transmembrane transporter activity. The coding region runs from base 43 to 1560 and encodes 505 amino acids. Gene Ontology annotation, biological process: monosaccharide transmembrane transport.